This is a messenger RNA of Dinoponera quadriceps, 1157 nucleotides long. Its product is annotated as pre-mRNA-splicing factor Syf2. The transcript is spliced from 4 exons. Lineage: Eukaryota; Metazoa; Arthropoda; Insecta; Hymenoptera; Formicidae. Bases 98 to 796 code for a protein of 232 amino acids. The record is from RefSeq and is a predicted model, not a curated record. Gene Ontology annotation, cellular component: post-mRNA release spliceosomal complex; Prp19 complex; catalytic step 2 spliceosome.
AACCCGCACGUCAGAUUCAGACUCUAUAUUUGGUUUUAAAGGUAACAAGUAGCACUUACGAGUUUGCUUGAAAAACAUAUUUUGUUUUGAUUCAGAGAUGGACGAAACCAUAUCGAGUGCAUCGUCCGCAGAUUCCGCUACAGCAAAACAGGCGGAAAGAAUGAAAAGACUCAAGGAUCUCCACAUUAAAAGGAACCAAGCGAGAGUGGAGAAUCAUAAGGAAGUCGUAGAGGAGGAUAAGAGGAACAAGCUACCUGCCAAUUGGGAGUCUCGUAAGAGAAAGGCUGAAUGGAUAAUACAGGACGAAGCUGCUCGGAAAGAAGCUGAGGCUAAGGGAGAAGAUUAUGAACGGAACAAAUUAUUACAAAUAGCUGCCACAGAAGCGGAACAAAUAGCGAGGAAGAAGCGAAGCAAACAGAAUCCAGACCCAGGCUUCUCCGAUUACGAACAAGCGGCGAUACGUUCGUACAACAGGCUGGUGAAGAAUAUUAAGCCGAAUAUGGAGGCGUACGAGGAGUCCAAGGAAAAAUUGGGACCUGCUUUCUACGGGGAUCGCAACACCAUACUGCACGGUUUACACGAGGACAGGAAAGAGGCGGUCGACAAGAUGGUCACCAACUUGGAGAAACAGAUCGCAAAGAGAGAAAAGUACAGCAGGCGUAGGAUGCACAACGACGACGCGGACAUCGAUUACAUCAACGAACGUAACGCCAAGUUCAACCAGAAACUGGAGAGAUUCUAUGGCGAGUACACGCGCGAGACUAAGUUGAAUCUUGAGAGGGGUACGGCCAUAUAACGGGAUAACGUCGUUGCAAUUAUUACAAAUACUUUGUAUUUUAAGUAUUGUGCGAUAAUUUUGUACAAAUAGGAGUCUAAGGAGAUAAGUACCGUUGUAUUUUUAUGUUCGAGAGAGAGAAAGAGAUGUGUACCUUCUGUGCACGUUGCGAAUGUCACUUUACGAUACGCGUGCGAACCACGCGAGGAACUAUAUGUAUACAGAUUUUUUUUAAGACGAGAAAUAUAUAUGUGUAUAUAUAUAUAUAAUUGUCAGAACAAUUCCGAUUAGUCAAAGUGUGAAUGUGUAGAUGGAGACUUUGCUCUCUGUAUGGUCGCUAAAUAACGACUCUAACAACGCGACACGUACGCUCAGUUGCAAA